Molecule: messenger RNA, 951 nt
Organism: Olea europaea var. sylvestris
Lineage: Eukaryota; Viridiplantae; Streptophyta; Magnoliopsida; Lamiales; Oleaceae
Exons: 3
Coding region: 1-951 (316 amino acids)
Source: RefSeq, a predicted model, not a curated record
AUGGAAGAAGAUAAAGAUGUUCCUUUAAUACUGGGCAGACCAUUCUUGGCCACAGGCAGAGCUUUGAUCGACGUUCAGAAUGGGCAAUUGAUACUGAGAUUGGGAGAAGAACGGGUUUCAUUCAAUAUCUUCAAGGCCAUGAAACUGCCAAUAGAGACUGACAGAUGUUUCAGGGCUGACAUGAUUGAUAAAAUGAUUGAAGAGUCAUUUACACUGCAAAAUCCAUCAGAUGCAUUGGAGGCCUACAUUGCACAUUCUAAAUUCACAAAUUCUGAUUCUGUGGACAUAGAAAUGUGUGCAAGAUUUUUGGAGUCCAACCCACCUUACACGCGGAAACGAUACUUUGAGGAGCUUGGGACAGGGCCAGAGAAAUCACAGCCAUCUAUUCUGAAGCCACCAAAGUUGGAACUUACGCAGCUGUCCCCACACUUAAGAUAUGCAUAUUUGGGGGAGUCCAAUAUACUUACAGUGAUAAUUUCAAACAUGGUUAGUGAAGUGGAGGAGGAAAAACUGCUUAGGGUGCUUCGAGAUAACAAGCAAGCAAUUGGAAGAGGCGCAGAUCAGAUAAUCAGAAGAUGCAUUCCUGAAGAUGAAGUAUCGGAGAUUCUAGAACAUUGUCACUCUUCUGCAUAUGCUGGGCAUUUUGGAGCUUCAAAGACUGCUGCAAAGAUACUACAGUCGGGUUUCUAUUGGCCUACUUUAUUCAGAGACAUAUUCGAGCAGUUAAAGAGAAUACUGGAAGUUACAGUGAACUCAUCCCGAAAAGAUUGGUUUAAGAAGUUGGACGAUGCACUGUGGGCUUACGGAACAGCGUUUAAGACACCAAUAGGAAUGUCUCAAUACCGCCUGAUUUUUGGGAAAGCGUGUCAUCUACCAUUGGAGUUGGAGCACCGAGCAUAUUGGGCUAUGAAACAGUUGAAUAUGGAUCUUAAGGCUGCUGGUGAAAAAUGA